This is a messenger RNA of Ichthyophthirius multifiliis, 1277 nucleotides long. RefSeq names its product pap2 superfamily protein, putative. Gene Ontology annotation, molecular function: sphingosine-1-phosphate phosphatase activity. Gene Ontology annotation, cellular component: endoplasmic reticulum membrane. The transcript has 2 exons. Lineage: Eukaryota; Ciliophora; Oligohymenophorea; Hymenostomatida. The record is from RefSeq and is a predicted model, not a curated record.
AAUAAAAAUAUGGAAGUAUUCAAGACUUUUAUAAUAUAUUUAAUCCAUUUAUUAUUUAUAAGUUACGUGCUUUUUGAUUAUUUCUACUUAAGAGAAAAGUUAUUUCCUAUAACCCUACCUGUUAUAAAAUAUAUUUAAUAGAACUUUUCCACCUAUUAUUUUAUAAAAUUCAACUAAUUUAUAGCUUUACUUAUAAAACCAGACUUUUGUGCUUUAUUUAGUGUAUUUUAUAUAAGUAUAACCAGCAAUAAAUAUAAAGCUGUUAAAACAUUAUUAUUUUAAAUUUUUGGUUUAUAUAUGCUUCUUUUCUUCAAAAUAUUAAUGAAUGAUCCUCGUCCAUAUUUUGUUGAUAAUGAAAUUAAAUGUUAUGAAUGUUAUGCUGAUUUUGGAAAUCCGUCAGGACAUGCAACAUGCGUGUGGAUGUUUUAUGGUAUUUUACUAACUGAUAUAUAUAAUGAUGUCAAAUUUAGUAAAAACAAGUCUUUAGUAAAUAUUUGCAAGUAUUUAUUUUUGGGUAUUUUCUUGUUUUUGUAAGUAUCGAUUGUUUUUUGUAGAAUUUUUCUAGGUGUACAUUCUUUUAACUAGGUUCUUUUAGGAACUGUAUUUGGGAUUUAUAUAUAUUUGAUUUACCUCUUAUAAUGUAAUGAUUUAGUGGAACAUGUAUUUAACUUUUUGAGAAAUACUAAAAUUUCUAAAGUUAAAAAAUUCAUAAGAUUAUUUUUUGGAUUUGUUUUAGCAAUCUAAGUACCAGUUUUUAUUUACUAAUAUUUAGAAAAAGAUGUACCCGAACUUUGGGUGUAAAAUGUAUUAACUUAAUGUCCUAAUAUGAAGGAAUAUAAUAAGUUUUAUAAAGCUUGUUUCAGGGGAUGUGCGGCUAUUUCAUUUGGAUUUGGUUGUUUAUAUGGUCUUAUUUUAUUGGAUAAAACUAGAAAACUUAUUUUAGAAGAUUAUAGAAUUUAAGAAGAAAAUAAAAAAACUCAUAAUAAUAUUUUAAAUUUAAGUAAUUUAUUGAAGGCUUUUUUAGUAAUGUUUAUUUUUAUUUUCAUAUUUUUGAUAUUUACACAUGUUUACAAUAUUGGAAGGUUUGUGGAUAUGCCGGUUAUUUAUGAUAAAUAUUAUUCAAUGGUUAUAGGAGGAUUUAUUUCCAUUUUGAUAAUAAUUUUUAUAUUUCCUUUAAUUUAUUAAGCUGACUAAGGAAAAAAAAUAAAAAAAGAAUGAAAAGCAUAUAUAAUAAUUAUAUAUUUAUUUGUUUUUCUAUAUAUUAAAAUAAAAUCAUA